This is a messenger RNA of Annulohypoxylon truncatum, 1147 nucleotides long. Its product is annotated as DnaJ-domain-containing protein. The record is from RefSeq and is a predicted model, not a curated record. NCBI's taxonomy places the organism in Eukaryota, Fungi, Ascomycota, Sordariomycetes, Xylariales, Hypoxylaceae. The transcript has 3 exons. The coding region runs from base 197 to 859 and encodes 220 amino acids.
CUUCUUACUACUGCUUGUACAUCCAUAGUUUAACUACAGCGUAUCGCAACUUCUUAUCUCCUCGCCCCGUCGCCCCCGAUCCGGACCUUUAACACCUUCGUUCUCACCUUCGAAACCGCAUUAACUCUUGAUUCUGAGCCGUCGACUGUCAUCGAUUUUAUCCUCGUUUACCGAUACAUUCUUUUCAAAAUUAGUCAUGGCUUCCAAAGAGAAAGAUCCUAUUGAGCCUGUUGAGGAUAAGGAUGCUCUCGACGUGCUCGAGGCGGAGUCAAAGGAAUUCGACAAGGAUGCAGAGAUAGAUCGCAUCUUGAAGGCCUUCCGCUUAGAUGCCUACGCGGUUCUAGACCUGAACCCCGGCGUCCCCGAAUCCGACAUCAAGAUGACCUACCGCAAGAAGUCGCUCCUCAUCCACCCAGACAAGACGAAGAACCCGCAGGCGCCGGAAGCCUUCGACCGGCUGAAGAAGGCGCAGACGGAGUUGAUGGACGAGAAGCACCGGGAGCGGCUGGACGAGGCGAUCGCGGACGCGCGCAUGCUGCUCAUCCGCGAGAACAAGUGGACGGUGGACAGCCCGGAGCUGAAGACGGAGGAGUUCGCGCGCCAGUGGCGCGCCAAGACCCGCGAGGUCCUCGUCGACAACGAGCUGCGCCGCAAGCGCCAGGCCAAGGCCCAGAUGCAGGAAGAAGGCCGCGAGCAGCGCCGCGCCGAGCAGGACCUCGAGGACCGCAAGCGCAAGCGCCAGCACGAGCAGGACUGGGAGAGCACCCGCGACCAGCGCAUCGACAGCUGGCGCCAGUUCCAGAAGUCCAAGACCGGCGACGAGAAGAAGAAGAAGAAGAAGCUGAAGCCCAUCGGCUAGACAAGCCGUGUUCGUUUCGUUCGUUUGUCUGCGCGAAUAUCGGAUUCGCCUGCUCUGCCUACUAGUGUUAAGGGAAUGGGAUCAAAGGCUGGUUAGCACAAUUACUAAGGUUAUUGUUUUUAUUGCAGGGAACCACGCGCUCGACGGCUCUAGAAUCAUGGUGGUUGUUUUUUCUUCUUCUCGGAAGUGAAGGAUGGAACUUGCCACUGGCCACUACGUGAGUUCUAUUAAUUGACCGAAGCUUCUAUGAGCCUAACUCCCUUAGUGACAUUAAGAUCGGAAUUGUCG